AUGUCGUCGGACAUAACGAUGAUUCCGACUCCUGGCUUCUCAACUUCUACCUCAACAACCCAUUGGGUGUUUGACAACCCCUUUGGGACGGUUACCGGAUUCACCUCGAGUGGAUCGGUCGGUUCCACUUUCAGUGGUUCCAUUGGAUCUUUCAUUGGGUCGAGAGUCGGGGCCUUCGGGCACGGCACGGGUGUUGGAUCCUUCGGGGUCAACAUGAGUGCUAGCUCCUUCGAGGGCAACACUAGUGCUGGACCCUCCGGGGUCGGCACGGGUGCUAGCUCCUUCGGCGGCAGCACGGGUGCUGGACCCUCCGGGGUCGGCAGAGGUGCUGGAUCCUUCGGGGUCGGCACAAAUGCGGGGGCCUCCAUGCUCCACGCGACUAUGGGGGGUACUGUGUCCCACUCAAUUGUUAGCUCCUGCGGGGGCAACGGACUUGGUCCCUUUCAUGGGACAAACUCGGCACCAAUGGCACCAAGGAUGAUGCCACCCGCCGAGAAGCCAUCGAAGUUCAUGUGA
Salvia splendens (bonfire salvia) is the source of this 516-nucleotide messenger RNA. Its product is annotated as period circadian protein-like. The transcript has a single exon. Bases 1 to 516 code for a protein of 171 amino acids. The record is from RefSeq and is a predicted model, not a curated record. NCBI's taxonomy places the organism in Eukaryota, Viridiplantae, Streptophyta, Magnoliopsida, Lamiales, Lamiaceae.